Molecule: messenger RNA, 1835 nt
Organism: Homarus americanus (American lobster)
Lineage: Eukaryota; Metazoa; Arthropoda; Malacostraca; Decapoda; Nephropidae
Product: activating signal cointegrator 1 complex subunit 1-like
Exons: 8
Coding region: 39-1127 (362 amino acids)
Biological process (GO): regulation of DNA-templated transcription; DNA alkylation repair
Cellular component (GO): nucleus
Molecular function (GO): RNA binding
Source: RefSeq, a predicted model, not a curated record
UUAUUUGUCAACAUCUACUCAUCAGCUGUUACGUUGUGAUGGUGGACUUUCUCAGGCCAAAAACAGUCUGGGUGGACGGCCGUUGUUACCGUAUUAUCAGCCCCCUGACUGAUAAUACCAACGUUAACUACGUCGAAGAUGAUUCAUGCGGCUUUGAGGACUCAGCAUACCAAGAUGAGGUGGAGUGUGGUGGUGAACAGUUGGAGGAGUUUCAAGUGGAACAACUCAACAAUGGGAAAUACCAGACUUCCUUCCCUGUAGCAAACACGUACAUCUCCUAUGUUAUUGGGGCCAAGGGAGCCACCAAGAAGAGGAUAGAAAAUGAAACUUAUACAACAUUACGAUUUCCAGGAAAAGGCCAGUCAGGAGAUGUUGUUGUUAUUGGUAAGGACGUGAGGACUGUCCGUCAAGCUCGCCUCAAGAUACAGAUGUUAGUGGAGCAGGCACGGAAAAAACAACCAUUCACCCACUUUCUCUCUAUCCCCUACAAUAAUCCUGCAAUACAAACAAAGUUCUUAGAGUUCAAGAAAGAAGUGUUAGAGAAGUGUGGAGACUGUCGGGGAGUGGAUGAGGCAAUAUUCCAGUAUCCUGGCAAGCUGCACCAGACUCUGUGUGUGAUGGUGUUGGCUGAUGACAGGGAACGCCAACAAGGUCUCGACGCUCUCAACAAGUGUCCAGAUAAUGUUCUAAAGAAAUACUUGGCUGGAGAAAAACUUCGUGUUGAGAUGAGAGGCAUCGAGUACAUGAAUGACAACCCCGGGGAGGUUGAUGUUCUGUACGGCCGCAUCAAUGCCCUCAGCUGGUCCCACUCACUCCAGACUAUUGCUGAUUCUCUUGUCGAUGAACUUGUCAAAGCUGGGGUGGUGAACAGGCAGCACGAAAGAGUGAAAUUACACAUAACACUGAUGAACACGGCAUUCCGUCAAGAUCCCGAUGGUGUGACGGACAUCAAAGUUGGCAAAGAUCGAGAGUCCUUUAAUGCACGACAGAUCAUAGAGGAGUUCGGAGAUUAUUACUUUGGAGAGAUGGAAGUGGAUGAAAUUCACUUAUCUGUCCGCCACACAACGGCCAACAGUGGCUUCUACUCCGCCUCGGGCAAGAUUCCCAUCCUACCUCACCCAGCCUAAUAGUCACUACAUUAUAAUAUAUUGUCCUUGUUUUUGUAUAUGAAUAAUAAGUAAUAGGCCAAGUUCCUCAUCAUUUCAAUUUUUGAUAAUCAGUAAGUAAGCUUAUGUAUUGUACAACCCACUCCAAAAAGAAUCUUUAUGGCGCUGUCUGAUGAAUUUAAAGCAGAACGGUGCGACUUCUGUUCUCUCUGUAGGGUUGUCCAAAUCCUGCAUCCAUUGUGUCUAUUUAACCCUUAGGCCCCAAGUGACGUUCCAGAAUUUCCCCCUAUUUUCCCGCCGUUUUUUUUGGGGGCAAAGUUGAUUUUUUCUCUCGAUUUAUCCCCGCUGUAGGGGGGGGGGGUUGCUGCCAGCAGCACCCUAACCACCGGGGCUUAAGGGGUAAUGUUUAACACAAAAUCAUAAAGAUACUCUUUUGGGGUGUGUGUCCAUUAGCUGUUUUCUCUCAUUAUCGUAAACUACACACACUGGUAUCUCCAUACAGGAGCAAAUACAGGUUGUACCUCUUUAGUCCGGCAACCUCGGGACCUGACCGGUGCCGGACCAUGGAAAUUGCCGGACCAUGGAAAUUCACCCUCUUCCUGGAUAGAUAGUGACUUGUGCUUAUGCCUGGAAGCACUAGCACCACUUUCUCUGCAUCAUGGUCUCUUUGAAGACAUAUUGAAGGGUUAAAAGUCGUAUAGUAGCUUCUCAAAUUUCGCGAGUUUUUAA